AUGAUGAUGAUGAUGAUGGAGUUGCUCCCUCUGCCACUGCCGGUGGGUUUCAAUUUCAUGGGCUGCGUGCGGGCGGCGGCGCCGUUGGUGGCGGCGGCGGUGGCCUUGUACUUUUUUGUGGAGCAGCUGUCGUACCAACGCAAGAAGGGGGUCCUCCCAGGCCCCUCCUUGGUCCUGCCCUUCCUCGGCAGCAUCGUCCCCAUGAUCCGCGACCCCACCGGGUUCUGGGAGGUGCAGGCGGCGCGGGCCAGGGACUCCGGCGCCGGGCUGGCUGCCGACUUCCUGGUCGGCCGCUUCAUCCUCUUCGUCCGCGACUCGGAGCUGUCCCACCGCGUCUUCGCCAACGUCCGCCCCGACGCCUUCCACUUCGUCGGCCACCCCUUCGGCAAGAAGCUCUUCGGCGAGCACAACUUCAUCUACCUCUUCGGCGACGAGCACAAGGACCUGCGCCGCCGGAUGGCGCCCACCUUCACGCCGCGCGCCCUCUCCACCUACGCCGCCAUCCAGCAGCGCAUCGUCCUCGCCCACAUCCGCAGGCUGCUCGACCACACGUCUCCUACGACCCCGGUGCCCAUACGGGUUCCCUGCCGCGACAUGAACCUGGAGACCUCGCAGACGGUCUUCGUGGGCCCCUACCUCACCGAGGAGGCGAGGGCGAGGUUCGGCGAGGACUACGCCAUCUUCAACGUGGGCGUCAUCGCGCUGCCCGUUGACCUGCCCGGCUUCGCGUUCCGGCGCGCGAGGCUGGCCGUGGGGCGGCUGGUGCGCACGCUCGCGGAGUGCGUCGGCCAGAGCAAGGCGCGGAUGCGCGCCGGCGGCGAGCCGGAGUGCCUGGUCGACUACUGGAUGCAGGGCCUGGUGAAGGAGAUGGACGAGGCCGCGGCGGCGGGGCGGCCGCUUCCCAAGCACACCGCGGACGAGGACCUCGGGGGCUACCUGUUCGACUUCCUCUUCGCGGCCCAGGACGCGUCCACCUCCUCGCUCUGCUGGGCCGUGGCCGCCCUGGGGUCCCACCCUGACGUGGUGGCCCGCAUGCGCGCCGAGGUGUCGGCGGUGUGGUCGCCGGAGUCAGGGGAGCCCAUCACGGCGGACAAGUUCGUGCAGCUCAGGUACACCCACGCGGUGGCGCGCGAGGUGGUCCGGUACCGGCCACCGGCGACGCUGGUGCCGCACAUCGCCGCGGAGGCGUUCCAGCUGACGGAGUGGUACACGGUGCCCAAGGGCGCCAUCGUGUUCCCGUCGGUGUACGAGUCGUCGUUCCAGGGGUUCACGGAGGCGGAGGCGUUCGACCCGGACCGCUUCUUCUCGGAGGCGCGGCGGGAGGACGAGGCCUUCAAGCGCAACUUCCUGGCCUUCGGCGCCGGCGCGCACCAGUGCAUAGGCCAGCGCUACGCCCUCAACCACCUCGCCCUCUUCCUCGCGCUCUUCGUCUCCGUCGUCGACUUCAAGCGCCACACCACCCACGGCUGCGACGAGCCGGUCUACAUGCCCACCAUCGUGCCCAAGGAUGACUGCACCGUCUACCUCCACCAGCGUUGCUCCUCCUUCUCCUUCUGA
Triticum turgidum subsp. durum (durum wheat) is the source of this 1557-nucleotide messenger RNA. The record is from the annotation of a GenBank genome assembly. Lineage: Eukaryota; Viridiplantae; Streptophyta; Magnoliopsida; Poales; Poaceae.